UUUCUCUCCCUUUUAAUACGUUUAAUUACAGAAACUCAAAAUGACAAUUACUCUCAAUUGGGGUAUCUUAGGUGCUGGUAACAUCUCAGGACAGUUUGUGCAUGAUCUAUUGGUCAAUAACGUCGAUCCAGAAGGCUCAAUCAAGCAUACAAUAAUAUCAGUUGGUAGUUCCUCCGCAUCCAAAGGUGAAGACUUCAUAAAAAGCAAUGGUAUUAAAACUAGCAAUAACAAUGGGGUUGAGGCUAUAACUGAAGAGUACGACGAUUUCUAUAAAAAUGGUAAAAUCGAUAUUGUAUACGUUGGUACUCCUCAUACUUUCCAUAAAGAACAAGUUACCCAAUCUUUAGAAAACGGUAAACACGUAUUGGUUGAAAAACCAAUUACCCUUAACGCGAAAGAUGCCAGAGAGUUGAUUGAAUUGGCCAAAUCGAAGAACAAAUUCUUGAUGGAAGGAGUAUGGACUCGUUUCUUCCCUUCUGUUAAAUUAAUCAGAGAACAUAUAUUUGAAAAGAAAACUUUGGGUGAAGUAUACAAAUUAUUCGCCGAUUUCUCAAUGAAUUUCGAAGUGGAAAAACUUCCAACCUCCCUGAGGGGCCGUGAUAUAAAGUUGGGUGCCGGUGCUACUUUGGAUAUAGGAAUUUACUCUGUUACUUACGGUAGAAUCUUACUUGAUGAUAAAUUGGGUGAAAACUCAACUCCUUUUGAUACAAAAUCUUUCCUUUCACUUGACCCAACUGAUAAGGUCGACCAUGAUUCAACUAUCUUAAUUAAGUAUGAAAAUGGCAAACAAGGAAUCUUGACUAGUUCAAAUCAUACCAAUGGACCAGAUUCGUUUGUAAGACUCGAAGGUACUGAAGCGGUCUUGGAAAUGUGGAGCGAUAAUCCUGCCCGUCCCAAAAAUUUCAAAAUCACUUUCACCGAUAAAUCUAAAAGUCCAAUUGUUUUUGAAGAAAAGAAUGAUUACAAUGGAUUUAUCUACGAAGCCAAUUCGAUUGCAAAAGAAAUUAAUGAAGGGAAAAUUGAAAGCAGCGUUUUACCAUGGUCUGAAACCUUGCUUGUAAUGGGCAUUAUGGAUAAGGCUAGAUUAGAAAAUGGUUUAAUCUAUCCUCAAGAAAAAUAGUUUAAAUAACAUAACUUACUGUCA
Hyphopichia burtonii NRRL Y-1933 is the source of this 1144-nucleotide messenger RNA. RefSeq lists its product as uncharacterized. The record is from RefSeq and is a predicted model, not a curated record. The coding region runs from base 41 to 1120 and encodes 359 amino acids. Gene Ontology annotation, biological process: transmembrane transport. The transcript has a single exon. Gene Ontology annotation, cellular component: ATP-binding cassette (ABC) transporter complex. NCBI's taxonomy places the organism in Eukaryota, Fungi, Ascomycota, Pichiomycetes, Serinales, Debaryomycetaceae. Gene Ontology annotation, molecular function: transmembrane transporter activity; nucleotide binding.